GCUGCAGAUCUGGAGAUGCGAGCUGCUCGAAUAGCAGAUCCUAGCUUAGAUUUGAAAACCAAACAUGCUGUGGCUUGCGAGCUACGAGAAAUGAUUGACACGGUCCGGGAUGCUGAUGCUGGUCGCGUCUACCCUCACAUGAUUCCAGUUCUACUCGAGAUCCUGCGCUCCAGCGAGAUUGCAUUCCACAAAGACGCCCCCGAAUACCAAUUCCGUCGUGUUCUUCUCGAGAUUCUCCAUCGUGUUACGACCUCUGACGGGACGCGAACGCAGGCCCUUCCCCUUGUAAAGGGCAUGUUAGACCUCCUGCGUCGCGACAAUGAAGAGAACGGCGUGACUUGUUGCAAAACCAUCAUCGACAUCAUACGCGCGUUUCGCAUUUUGACAGAAGAAUUCGUGGCCGAGUUUGUGUCAAUAUUGCUGGAGGUAUUUCAGAAUGUCAAGGGCCUCGUUGUAGAGCUGCUCUCCGAGGAUUCUCCUUCGCUCGAUACGAACAUCGUUUUGCCAAGCAUGAAGAGUUUCAAAGUUCUCGCUGAGAUGGGUAUGGUGCUAGUGACCUUCUCGCAAACACACCGCCAAUACGUGUCACCUCUUGUCAAGGGCACGCUCCCACUGACAUUCGAGGUGUUAGCCUUGGAAGCCCCGGCACAGAAGAAAGCGCGCGAGGAUUUCGAGGCAAUGGGUGGAUUCUGGGCUGGGAUAUCUCCAACCAUUCGGAACGUGCAAGCCUAUACGGAUUUUAUCACUUCACAGAUCAAGAUGGUGUCUUACCUUGCUUACAUCCUUCGAAACUUGGGAGAUCAGUACGACGUCUACGGUGACAAUUUGUUGCUUUCUUCCUUGCGGUUGCUUCAGGACAUCCCGGCAAGUGCCAUCGUGGCUAGAAGAGACUUUCUCGUUGUGUUCAGGCACUUGCUCGGCACGCCUUACCGACGUGCUUUGCUUUCCCAGAUCGACAAGCUAUUUGACGAGAACGUGCUCUUAGGUUCUAGUGUAGGGAGUAGAGAGACGCUACGUGCGUCCGCAUUUGCUGCUGUAGCAGAUCUGGUGCACCAUUUGCGAAACGACCUCACGCCACGGCAGCUCGCGCACAUCAUCAAUGUGUUCACACGACUCAUCCAUAAUCCCUGUCUAUCGAACAACGUGCACACACUGGCAGCAAAGAUGCUGUUCAACCUAGUGGAAACCGUAGCCGUGAAGGAAACGCCACAAGAAGCGGCGAGGAUCUUGUCAAACCUUCUAGAAACAUGCGUGGACAAGCUGGACAGUGUUCUUGGCGUUUUGGAAGAGGUUAACGCGCGAUUGGAGAGGAGUAAGAAAGGUACUCCGGAGACGGGGAAGAUCUAUCUUGUUGAGAAGGCGCGACCAGUGGGAGCCGCCAGCUAUGCAGUUGAGAAGCCAGAGGAUGUUCUCGCAGAAUCGAGGCUUCUAUUUCGCUCGUUCAUGCACGGCUUCCGUGCUUGCCUUUCGAGCUUACGAAAGAUCGACGCCCCUGUUCCCGAUGGAGCUUUGAUACUUCGCCUCUUCGAUGGUUGUAUCCGCUGUAUGAGCCUGUACGACACCGAUGCGCGCGAAGCAUCUGAGUCUAUGGACUGGCUUGCGGGUGCUCUUUGCGAGGUCAACAUACACAUUUUCCAAAACGUGUGGUCGCAGAAAAUCGGCAUGUUCUUCCUCGCUUCGCAGAAGCGUCCUCCUCUUCUACAUAUUUGUCAAAUCCUGUUCAGUCGGGAAAGCACCUCGCCGACUCUUGUCGCCAUUGUCCUUCGUCACCUCGCGGAUAAUCUCCCACUGCUUGGAGAGUACGACGAUACGACCGCGGUUGUCACGAUCAGGUUAUACAAACUAGCCUUUGGGGCUGUCGCUCUUUACCCUCAGCACAAUGAGCCUAUCCUCGCGUCACAUCUGGCGAAACUCAUCAUGGAAUGCUUCCCCUUAGCUUCUAAGGCGCCCAAACCUACAAACUAUUAUCACCUGCUCCGUGGUCUCUUCCGUGCGAUUGGAGGUGGCGGAGGACGCUUUGAACUCUUGUACAAGGAAGUUCUUCCCUUACUCCCUGAAAUGCUCGAGAACCUCAACAAGCAACUGAUCCUCUCCGAAGGCUAUAGUCGAGAAAUGAUCGUCGAGCUUUGCCUAACCGUUCCGUUGCGUCUAACACAUCUUUUGCCCCACCUAUCUUACCUUAUGAAGCCACUUGCUCUCGCUCUACGCGGCAGUCCUGAUCUCGUCGCCCAAGGGCUGCGCACGCUAGAGCUGUGCAUUGACAACCUAACUCCCGACUUCCUCGAUCCCACGCUCAAUACAGUCCUGAGGGAAUUGAUGGAAGCGCUUCAAGGCCAUUUGAAACCUUUACCCGCUAACCAUCACCAUGCUCACACGACACUCCGUAUAUUGGGCAAACUAGGCGGCAGGAAUCGUCGUCUGUUGGACAGAGAACCAGAGUUGAAGUUUAAUCAUCAUACGGAUCCCGCGAAGGUACUGAUCUCGUUCGGUGGCAAGUAUGAAGGUUUAGAGCUAGGACCGAUGUCCAUCUUGGCAUUGCGUGCAUUGAAGAAGCAAUCGCCCUAUCGAACCCACGCAUACCACUACCUCGAGAACUGCGUGACAAUACUGUGGCAUGAUGGUUUACGAGGACGUGACCGGGAGGAGAUUUUCAUGCGCUGUAUGGAAGGCCUUUUCGAUGCUAUCCAUCUCCAGGAAGUGCAGGACCAAGCCGAGACCUAUAUUCGCCAGCUCGCCCAUCACGUAUUCACCAUGGAGCUUCGGCGGGGUGUCAGCCAGGACGUCGUGUCGCAUCGCUGGCCGAGCAGCCUAUUUGCUUCUUUCCUUGAUGCAUUGGCGAAUGGACUUGCGCGCGAUGUCCCAGCAGAAGCCAAGAAGGCUAGCGAAUUCGUCAAUUCCAUCAUCCAGGACCUCAUCGCGAGAAAUGCCAACCCUGACAUCUCGUCUCACGAAAUUAUACUCACGUUACACCAGAUCGCCAGCCGAUUCAGUGCAUUAUGCUUAGAUGAGUCAUGGACACGCAAAAAGGCAGGGUAUACCGGUCUAACCCUUAUCCUCAAUAUCCCCGACUUCGGCAUCAAGUGGAUCAACGAUCGAGAGGUUGAUCUCGUUCGCACCUUGCUACAUGUUCUAAAGGACAUGCCCGACGACUUACCUAACGAUAUUGAAGAUAUCCUAGGCAUCUUGGUUAGAGUUCUGCGCUUGAGCAACAGCUAUCUCAUGCAGGGCGAGGGAGUGACCAAUCGUAACAAGAUCAUUCAUCUCAUGGGUAUCUUCUUCACAGAGUUGUCCAACCCGAAUGCUAUUGUUCGACGCGCCUCAGAGACCUCAAUAGAUCUCCUUGCGACACUAAGUGGCAAACCGGUGGUGGAUUUACUCCUCCCACACCGUGAUCGCAUGCUCACUGCCAUUUACACCAAACCUCUUCGCGCGCUCCCUUUUCCCAUGCAAAUCGGCAUGAUCGAGGCCAUGCGUUAUUGUAUCAGCCUCGACCCGCGCCUUCCAGAGUUGAAUGAUGAAUUGCUCCGACUCCUCCAUGAGGCUUUAGCAUUAGCAGACGCAGAUGAGGGCGGGCUCCUUGGGCGUGGAGACGCACGGCGGGCUAGCCGAGACAUCAUCAAACUACGGGUUGCAUGCAUCCGACUGUUGACAGCCUCGAUGCCCAUGACCGACUUCUUUUCAAAACAACAUCAGACACGGCAAAAAGUCACCAGUGUAUAUUUCAAAUCACUGUACUCGCCGUCGAAGGAAGUGAAAGAAGUCGCCCAUGAAGGCCUUAGAAUGGUUCUCACUCACCAAAGUCGUCUGCCAAAAGAGCUGUUACAGACAGGUCUGCGCCCAAUCUUGCUUAACCUUGCUGAUCCGAAGCGCCUCACCGUCCCUGGACUGGAAGGACUGGCGAGACUAUUAGAACUCUUGACGACAUAUUUUAAGGUGGAAAUUGGUCACAAACUCUUGGAGCAUUUUCGCGUUGUCGCCGAUCCUCAGGUGCUACAAGCCUCGUCAAGAGUCCCCUUGGCGGAUAAUGAAGGGAUAAUGAAACUUGUUCGGCUCGCUAACAUUUUUCAUCUGCUCCCUUCCACUGCUAACAUCUUCUUGGAGAACCUCAUCAAUGCCAUAGUACAGGUAGAAGCUCAGCUUCACUUCUCCAAUCCUAGCCCCUUUUCGGAGCCCUUGGGAAAGUAUGUAGAUCGCUACUACAUCGAAGCCACAGAGUUCUUCAUGAAACACUUGCACAUGCCACGGCAUCUGAGAACCUUCCGGAGCGUUUUGCAGGCCCGUAUUGCCCCAAAUCUACUGCGAGAGCUGUCAUCGAGGACGUCUGUGAUCAUCUCGGGAUGUAUUCUUGGGGAAAAUCGCGGCUUGCUCAUGCCGGGUCUUCAACUUUGCUCAGACCUUGCCGAUAUCAGUCCUACGUGGCUCCUGGAUAAAGACAACUAUGUCAUCGACGCAUUGCUCCAUGUUUGGCGCUCUGAGAUACCCCCUUCUGAAGAGGAUGCAUCUGCGAUCUCUGAUGCUGUACACCGACACUCGAUCAUCCUGUCACUCUUUCAAAAAGCAGUUGAAGCAACACCUCGAGUCGAUCUUCUGUUUGAGAUCAUGACCAUAUUUACUCGUAAUCUGCCUAUGGACCUUGUCCGCGUCACACGAUUCCUGUACCGUCAAGUGGCGUUCAGCAAAGAUAUCUUCUACCAGCGAAGUGUUCUCCUCCGUUUCUUGACAUGGUUUUCAGAUCCUUCCCCUGGCUGGGCGCGCAAGAUGCACUUCAUCCGUGUGAUAAUUACACCAAUGUUGCUGACUUGUGCUCAAUCGACAGCGAAGGAGGGAUUGCUUGACGAAGACAUGAUCACACAAAUUCACAGGCGUAUAUGGCAACCGAUGAUCGACAAUCGAACGUUUGCAGAUGCAGAUGAUACUUUCAACAUCGAGCUACUUCACCUUACCACUGUCAUCGUUCAGUACUAUCCCGAUCUACUUGAGGUUGCCCGCAAGGAUAUCAUCAAAUGUGCAUGGCACUACAUCACUAGCGAGGACGUAGUUGUGAAGCAGGUCUCGUAUCUUCUCGCUGCCCGCUUUUUUGAUACUUUUGAGACCCCCCAAAAGUUCAUCCUCAGGGCUUGGACUGGGCUACUCAGGCCACCGCAUCAUGAGGGAAGGAAUCUGGUCCGCCAGGCACUCGACACGUUGGCGCCAGCGUUACCUCGGUCGACAGCGCAAGAAUCUGGAUAUCCUCAAUGGGCCAAGACAACCCGACGCUUAUUGGCGGAAGAGAGUAGCGGACAAUCCCAGAUGAUGACUGUUUAUCAGCUUGUCGUCCGCCAGUCAGCCUUGUUCUAUCCCGUUCGCGCACUUUUCAUUCCACAUAUGGUCAAUUCCCUUCCGAAACUUGGUUUGCAAGGGUCAGCAUCCGGUGAAUCACGCCUAUUAACCAUCGACAUCAUGCAGACCAUUGUGAAUUGGGAACAAAAGGCAACAGAAGAACUUUCGUCUUCCAAUAGUGUAGGUUCAAUCUGGAUCACGCCUCUGGGAUUCCGUGAAAGUGUCGUCAGCUACUUGGUUCGCCUUGCCACGUCAGCCCACGAUGUCCAGUCUCGUAAUGCCUUAGUUCCUCGCGCGCUGGCCUUGCUGCGGACAAUUGUGGGGCCCAACGGGUGGAGCGACGUCACGGUCAAGCUCAACUAUUUCUCUCGCGCUCUCGAGCAGACUGAGCUCAGCAGCGAUAUUGCCAUCAGCCAAGCCCUCGGUGCUGCGAAGGUUUUACAGGUAGUCGCGGCCGACAAAGACGAUUCCUGGUUCGCUGACACCGAUAAUGCCGCCAUCCUUUCGCGUCUGGUACGCAAGGGAAUGGUCGCUGAUGACGCGAAUCUCCAUGACGCACUGCAUCCGGUCUUCCAUCGGUUGAUCAAGCUGUUUCCCCUGCCAAAGGAGGAUGAGGAUCAGCAAGGUGAUAUGGCAGACUUCCACAAUUUCGUCCAUUCUGCGAUAGGCGAAGGGUUGCGAAAUACCACUGGCUGGCGUGGGACCUUAUUGAUGUUGAAGUCAGUGGUGGAAACUGUGCCCGAGCGCAUCGAGUCCUUCGGCGCCUCUCUGAUGAAGCUCCUCAGCAAAUUAGCCAAGGAACACCUUCAAGCACAAGCUCCAUCGAACAAUUAUGACCACAAUACACGUCUCUUGACGUCAAUCCUAGACAUCUGCCAGCUCUCGGCCUCAUUUCUCGGCGAUCAACGAAGGUGGCUCAUCCUCACACUCAUGACAUUGGUUGAAAAAUCAAAGAGUCUCUCCCUCUGCAAAUACAUGCUUGACAUAGCUCGUGAUUGGGCGUUGCAUAGACGCGAGCCAUAUCCAACAAUGAAAGAGAAGGCGUCAGUUCUUCAGAAGAUGGCCGCUUUUGAAACUCGUGGUGAUGCCUUGUACAGCUCCCACUUGGAGCUAAUCUAUCAGAUUUACACGGAACCUACUCUCCGCCGGAGCGAAUUGACCACAAAAUUGGAACAAUCCUUUUUGCUGGGGUGCCGUGCACGAGACCCUGUCAUGAGGGAAAAAUUUAUAGAUCUCCUUGAUGUCAGCGUCCCCCGAGCAUUGAUCAGUCGGUUAUCAUAUAUCCUAGGCGUUCAAAGCUGGGAAGCGUUGGCCGAUAGCCCUUGGAUUUACCUCGCUCUUCAUCUUCUGCUAGGAUCUGUGGAUGUGGACAGCCCCAUGGUACCAGAGCGAAAGGCUCUUUCCUCGCUCGGUUCAGCGAUGCCUUUUGCUCAGCGUCGAAUCCAAGAUUUUAUCCGACCUAUGCAGCGUCUCCUGUAUCUCGACCCUGCCGUUGCACACAGCACAUGGGUGUCAAUAUUCCCUGUCGCCUGGGCGUCACUCUCUCGCCGAGAGCAGAUGGACAUCACACAUCAUACCAUCAGCCUUCUAAGCAAAGACUAUCAAAUCAGACAAGCGGAUCUCCGACCAAACGCGGUACAGACACUCUUAACAGCUGCCAACGCUUGUUCGCCGCCGAUGAUGCUUCCGCCUCACCUUGUCAAGUAUUUGGCCAAGACACAUGGCGCAUGGUAUGCUGGUUUUGAGAUUUUGCAAUCAAUGAACCGUGCCAUUGAAGAUGACCCCUCCGUUCGUGACACCGUGUACGACUCAUUGGCAGAGUUAUAUGCGGAAAUGGCAGAGGAUGAUCUCUUCUAUGGUCUGUGGCGUCGGCGCUGCUUGCACCUGGAAACAAACAUCGGGAUUUCAUUUGAGCAAAACGGCAUGUGGGAGCAGGCCGCGACAAUGUACGAGAAUGCGCAGACCAAGUCACGAUCAGGCAACUUGCCUUUCUCGGAGCAGGAAUACUGCUUCUGGGAGGACCAUUGGAUCUUAUCGGCCGAAAAACUUCAGCAAUGGGACAUUUUGUGCGAGUUUGCUCGCAGCGAGGGCAAUCAGGAAUUGGCGUUGGAGGGCGCAUGGCGAAUUAAAGACUGGGCCGAAAAUAGGGAAACGCUAGAGGAGCAAGUCAACUCCCUACCAGAGGUCGCCACACCACGUCGUCGCGUCUUCGAAGCUUUCAUCGCGUUGCUCAAAAUGCCUGCCGCUGUCGAUAAAAACACUGAAUUCACCAAGAUUCUCGAGGAUGCCAUGCAGUUAUCGCUCCGGAAAUGGGUCGCCCUACCUCCUCAACUUACCUUGGCCCACGUCCCAUUAAUGCAACAUUUCCAGCAGUUCGUGGAACUACAAGAGGCCGUACAGAUCUUCGGGUCUCUUUCUACUACCACCGCGCAAAACCUGGAGAAGAAAUCAUCUGAUUUGAAGAUGGUGCUGCAAGCAUGGCGUGAGCGACUCCCCAAUCGAAGCGACGAUAUCAGCAUCUGGAGUGACUUGGUUGCCUGGAGGCAGAACGUGUUCAAUGCUAUCAACAAAGCCUAUGUCCCUCUGAUAGGUGGGUCGACACAAGGCGGAGCUGCUGCUAGCAACGCAAACACCUUUGGUUACCGGGGAUAUCAUGAGACAGCGUGGAUUAUCAAUAGGUUUGCUCAUGUUGCCCGAAAACACGAUCUUCUCGAGGUCUGCUUCAGCCUACUGAACAAGAUCUACACCCUCCCCAACAUCGAGAUCUCUGAAGCUUUUCUGAAGCUCCGCGAACAAGCACGGUGUCAUUACCAGAAGCCGCACGACCUUCAAGCCGGCCUGGAGGUGAUCAACAAUACCAAUCUGAUGUACUUUUCCAUCGCGCAGAAGGCGGAGUUUUAUACGCUGAAGGGAAUGUUCCACGCUCGCUCCAACCGAAAUGAAGACGCGAAUCAAGCCUUUGGCCAAGCCGUUCAGCUGGACAUGUGCCAGGCAAAGUCUUGGGCGGAAUGGGGAAAGUUCAACGACAAAAUGUUCAAGGAAAUUCCCAACGACAUGAACCACGCAGCGAGCGCUGUCAGCUGCUACCUCCAAGCGGCAGGUCUCUACAAGGACGGGAAGAGUCGACCUCUUCUGGCUCGUGUCCUUUGGCUCCUCAGUGUCGACGACAACAACUACACAAUUUCUAGGGCAUUUGACACAUACAAGGGCGAGGCUGCAUUCUGGUUCUGGAUUUCUUUCAUUCCUCAGCUGUGCUUGUCGAUAUCGCAACGUGAAGUCAAACAAGCACGCUAUAUCCUCUUGGCCCUGGCGAAAUUAUACCCCCAGGCUCUGUUCUUCCAGCUUCGUACUACGCGAGAAGACAUGAACUUUGUAAGAAAACAGCAAGCCGCAGCCAUUGCGGCUGCCAGGAUGAAUGCUAACAACGGUCGACUUCAAUCUUCCCCCACCAAUAACGAUGCCUUGAGACGCGUCGACUCUGGCCAGACGCAAGAAACCCAUCCUGCUGAUCCAACAUCUGCGAACCACGGAUCUGGAAUUGGAGCUGCCGCUCAAGCUCCUACAAAUACCCCUUCAGCUCCACAGAAUACAGAGGUCCCCGGGCCCCAACGACAGUCGUGGGAAACUAUCGACGAGGUCGUCCAGAUUCUCAAGACUGCAUUCCCUCUCCUGAUUUUGAGUAUGGAAACGAUGGUUGACCAAAUACAUCAGCGAUUCAAAGCCACAGCAGAAGAGGAGAUUUAUCGACUUGUGUGCAUGUUGCUUCUGGACGCGAUGCAGCAAUACGCGAUGCGAAUCAAUAUUCUCGACGACGACGGUCAAUUGAGUCCCGCCACGGUCGCCUACCUGAACAGAAUGACGAGCAAUUUGACCGGUCAGGCUCGGGCUGAUUACGAAGAAGACUUCCUAAAGAGCAAGCCAACACACCACGAGUACAUCCGUCGACUGCAACAAUGGCGGGACCGGUAUGAGAAGUACCUCGACUCCCGACCUCGAAUACAGCCGCUCGACUUGCUCAGUCAUUAUCUGACGGAGUUCCAAUACGCCAAAUUUGACGACAUCGAGAUCCCUGGGCAAUAUACAGAGGACAAGGGUAGCAACCAGAACUUUGCCAAGAUCCUCAAGUUUGGACCCAAGUUUGAAAACUGCCGGUCUCACGGGUACUGCUGGAGACGUUUUACGAUUCAUGGUACGGACAACUCUCGUGUAUCUUUCAACGUCCAGUUGCCUUCGGGUAGACAUAUUCGACGAGAGGAGAGGGUCUUGCAGAUCUUCCGGACAUUCAACAAUAUCCUGAGCCGUAAGAAGGAGUCUCGGAAGCGGAACCUAACGUUUCACAUCCCAGCUGCCAUCGCCUGCAGCACGAACCUGCGCCUGCUCCAGAAUGAUUCAUCCUACGUCACAUUUGGGGAUAUCUACGAUCAGUUCUGCGAGAGCGCCAACAUCGCGCGAGAGGACCCUAUCCUGGUUCCCGGCGAGAAGGUCAAGACGGUGCUGCGCGACUUCAAGGAGGAGAAUCAACGGAUGCCCUCCCGGCACGAAUUUUUCACGCUCAAAAAGCACAUCCUGGACGAUGUCAUGACGCACAUGGUGCCGGAGACGGUGAUCACGCAGUACAUGAUCCGUACGAUGGACGGCCCGAGCGAGCUCUGGCGGAUGCGCAAGCAGUUCGCGCUCCAGGUCGCCGCGACGAGCUUCAUGACGUACAUCCUGUGCUUGACGAGCCGCCUUCCCGCGCGGUUCCACAUCUCGCGCCGGACGGGCCUGAUCUCCAUGAGCGAGGUCUUGCCAGGCGCCAACGCGCCCGUGUUCGCGUCCAACGACGUCGUGCCGUUCCGCUUUACGCCGAACAUGCAGCACUUCGUCGGGCCCAUCUACACCGAGGGCAUCCUCACCUCGGCGCUCAUGGCCAUGGGCCGGAGCCUCACCGAGCCAGAGUUCGACCUCGAGCAGCAGCUGUGCCUGUUCGCGCGCGACGAGGUGAUGACGUGGCUCCACGGGCGCCACAAGCCGUGGAUGUUCGACCUCUCCUUCCGGCAGAACGUCGCGCAGAACAUCGACGGCGUCGUCAAGCGCGCCGAGACGAUGGCGUGCAAGGUCGAGCGCGAGACGGCCCUCAACCCGAACACCCUCGGCACGAUGCAGACCCCCGUCGUGCAGACCGUCGUCAACCUGAUCGCGACCGCGACCGACCCGUUCAACCUGAUGAAGAUGACCGAGGUGUACAUCCCCUGGUUCUGAGCGCCCCGCCCGCCCGCCAGCCGCCGCCCCCUCCAACGUUCACCGACCACGUCGGCCGCGUCGGCGCGUCGUCGCCUGUCUGUGCGCCCAUCUGACUUUAUGUCUGCACGUCUGUCUGUUUCUGUUUCGGCUUCUGUCUGCUUGUGUCUGUGUCGUUGCUGUCUGCCCGUCUGCCCGUCUGCCCGUCUGCCUGUCGUCGCCAUCGUUAUCCCAAGCACCACGCCUUGUCCCUGUCCGCUCACGUACUGACCUGCCGCACCACCAUCAUCACCACCACCACCAUCGUCAUCACCGUCACCGUCACCGUCAUCUUGUAUCAGAGCAUCCUAUAAUGUACACCCCUUGCCUAUUUCCCUCCCCCAUCUUUCCAUCUCUCCUCUCUGUUCUCCCUCUAUUCUCUCUCUAUUCUCUCCUCUGUUCUCUCUCUCUCUGUGUUUGUCUGCACUACGUACGUACCAUGUACCAUGUAUCAUACUCCAUACUCCAUACUCCAUUCCCGCUC
Molecule: messenger RNA, 11062 nt
Organism: Heterobasidion irregulare TC 32-1
Lineage: Eukaryota; Fungi; Basidiomycota; Agaricomycetes; Russulales; Bondarzewiaceae
Exons: 19
Coding region: 16-10560 (3514 amino acids)
Biological process (GO): DNA repair; regulation of DNA-templated transcription
Cellular component (GO): nucleus; NuA4 histone acetyltransferase complex; SAGA complex
Molecular function (GO): protein binding; transcription coregulator activity
Source: RefSeq, a predicted model, not a curated record